Messenger RNA from Nanorana parkeri, 909 nucleotides. RefSeq names its product RAB38, member RAS oncogene family (gene RAB38). Gene Ontology annotation, biological process: vesicle-mediated transport. Gene Ontology annotation, molecular function: GTP binding; GTPase activity. The transcript is spliced from 4 exons. Gene Ontology annotation, cellular component: Golgi apparatus; vesicle; trans-Golgi network. Bases 164 to 847 code for a protein of 227 amino acids. Lineage: Eukaryota; Metazoa; Chordata; Amphibia; Anura; Dicroglossidae. The record is from RefSeq and is a predicted model, not a curated record.
UGCAUCUUUUACAUUUUUUUUUUAAAGUUGUGACAGUGUUUCUUUCUAUUUGUGCUGCCCCCUCCUUCCCAAUCCCCCCCUCCUUUUUUUUUUCUCCCUCCUGACCCUGGCAAGAAUUCAGUACGGAGCAUGGGAUUAGUCUGCGGGGAGUUUGGGAGUCAAGAUGCAGAGCCAUCACACGGAGCACCUCUACAAGAUCCUAGUGAUCGGUGACCUGGGAGUCGGCAAGACCAGUAUCAUCAAACGCUACGUCCACCAGAACUUCUCCCCGCAUUACCGCGCCACCAUCGGCGUGGACUUCGCCCUCAAGGUACUGAGCUGGGAUUCAGACACCGUCGUCCGGCUACAGCUAUGGGAUAUCGCUGGUCAAGAACGGUUUGGAAACAUGACCCGAGUCUACUAUCGAGAAGCAGUAGGAGCCUUCAUUGUCUUUGAUGUAACAAGGCCAGCGACGUUUGAGGCUGUGACCAAAUGGAAAGAGGAUUUAGACUCAAAAUUGACUCUGUCUAAUGGUUUUCCAGUAUCCACAGUACUUCUAGCCAACAAGUGUGAUCAGGGAAAAGACGGCUUCAGAAACAACCUCACCAAAAUGGACCAGUUCUGCAAGGAGCACGGCUUUGUCGGCUGGUUCGAAACAUCAGCAAAGUCGUUCUCUGUUCUUCUGGAUGUCAUGCUCGACUGCAAAGCAUGCAGUAUCCCGAGAUACCAGGACGAAGCCUCCAAAUGCCUCGUGAAACACAUUAUCGCCAGUGAGACCGAUUUACUGCAGUCGGUGGAACCAGAUGUUGUAAAACCUCAGAUGAAUUCUUCCAAAAUACCUAGCUGUUCUGCUUGCCUUAAGUUCUAAUUUUCUCUAUAUUUUUUUUGGUCUUCUUUGGAACUGUUGUUAAAUAAAAAUCCAAUAAAGCG